Mercenaria mercenaria is the source of this 5569-nucleotide messenger RNA. RefSeq lists its product as uncharacterized. Gene Ontology annotation, cellular component: chromatin; nucleoplasm. Gene Ontology annotation, molecular function: zinc ion binding; ubiquitin-protein transferase activity. Gene Ontology annotation, biological process: positive regulation of DNA-templated transcription. Lineage: Eukaryota; Metazoa; Mollusca; Bivalvia; Venerida; Veneridae. The coding region runs from base 132 to 2114 and encodes 660 amino acids. The record is from RefSeq and is a predicted model, not a curated record. The transcript has a single exon.
UAUGAAAUAUAUUGCGUUUAAUGAUCGCAUAUACUUUCUUCAGAAACUUAACGAAUAUUCAGCGUACAUCAACAGAUCUACCUGUAAACGUUUCACGGGUGUGGUAAAUAUGUGUCGUACUGUAUAGAUAAAUGGCAACAGUAAAUAAAGUUUUUGUUCGUGAGGAUUACUUUUAUUGUAGUAUAUGUUUGGAGAUAUUUAACACACCCAGGACAUUACCAUGUUUACAUACAUUCUGUCAUUCAUGUUUAGUUGGAUAUAUUCAAAAGAUUCUAGAUAAACCUGGCAAGCAAAAAUUGUUCUGUCCUGUUUGUAGGGCAGAUACGAAAACUUAUAAAGUUCAGUUACAUGUUGAAAAGUGGGUGGAGAGUUUACCAAUAAACUUUAUUCUACUUUCGAUUUUAAAUGAGAGAAAUUCGACGAUGAAUCCGAAGGAGAACCAUUGCGAUCCUUGUUUAAGAGAGGAAAUUGAAGCCAAGGCUAUUAUCUAUUGUUAUGAUUGUUCAGAAAAGUUGUGCGAAGAAUGUAAAAGACACCAUAGGAAAAGUAAAUCUUCAUCAAAACAUAAAUUGAUUGACGCUUCAGAGCAAUGUGGUGACUUUGAUCUAACAGAAUUGGACUAUUUCAUAAACCUUUCAAAAUGUCCAAAGCAUGGUUCUGAGGAUGUGAAGUACCUCUGCAAAGAUCAUGAUCAGCUCUGUUGCAGUGAAUGCGCCAUAGUUACGCACAGAAAGUGUGAAGAUUUGGUCUCGCUUGCUGAUGAAGUGAAAGGCAACGAAAACGAAAAUGGUGAAUCUGACAUACAAAAGAGACUUGAACUUGUGGAUGAUCACACUGACAAAUUGAUUGAACACGAGAAAAAGUUCAUCUCGGAUCUGAACGCAAAAGAAACCGAAGUCAAAAGCUACCUGAAGGAUUUUAAAGCAAACUUAGACGACGCCUACAACAAACUUGAGAUUAGAAUCCUAUCAGAAAUGUCAACAAGAAAAUUGGCUUUAUCAAAUGCAAGUUCUUCACAGAAAGAGUCAGUAGAAAGUCUGAAAGAUGAUAUUAGGCAAUCUGCUGAAAAGAUGAAGAAAGCAUCUGAGUUGGGAACGGCGAGGCACAUUUUCCUACUUAAAAGAGAAAUGGGGAAAGAUAUCAAACUGUAUGAGGAAACAUGUACAAUACUUCAACAGCAGUCAAGCAAAACAUUACUCACCGUAACUGAGACUAGUCCACUACAAGAAGCUGUUAAAACCAUUCAUGAUCUCUUCAAAGUACAGGAAACGAUGACAGAAUCACAUCCACCCUUCAUGACGAGAGCGAGAGACUUCAAAGAUAGAAAAAUGACUUUAAUGAAAGAAUUUGAUCUACAAAUGAAUUAUCAGCCUCAAUAUUGUCUAUGGAUGGAAAAUUCUAUCAUAGUAGAUUUUUUUGAUAGUGAGACAAUAAUCGCUUACAAUUCUGAAAAUGGUUCAGUUUUAUCAUUUUUCGAAUGUUCUUCACCACCGAUGGGUUUAGCAACUUUAGAAAACGCUGAAUUUGCUGUUGCCUUGCCAAAGUCGAACAAAAUUGAUAUACUGAAGAUUCACAGGAAUCAGAUGUCAUACGUUAGACUUUUGGUGAAUUCAAGGUCAGAACUGAUCGCGUACAACAGACGGGAUAAGCGGUUGUUUGCAUUGUCAAAAUCACAGGGAACUGUAAACAAGUUCUGUCUUGACGGCAGAGAUUCUGGUAUGAUUAAUCUUCAAAGCAACGAGAAAAACGUCUUAGCAGGCGCCUAUAACGUUGCAUUUGAUCAGUCAUUCAAUUUCAUGUACAUUUCAUCUCACGAUACACAUAAAUUACUGUGUAUUGAUUUAACUGGGAAACCAGUAUUCACUUACUGUCACCAAAAUCUAAGGCAUCCUUGGUCAGUUACAGCAGACAAUGGCGGUAAUAUAUAUGUUGCAAGUUACACCAGCAAUUGUGUUCACCAGUUGAGCAUCAAAGGUCAGCUGGUUAGGGAAAUAGCAACUGUGGAUCAUAACAUCGAAUCUUCGCUUGCCAUUUCAUUCAAUAAACAAAUGAAUGAAUUUGUAAUAACAUGUGAUGCUCCGAAAAAAUGCAUGAAAAUAUUCCAGUUUGAAUAGAAAAAAUAUUUAUAAUGAGGAACUUUCAUCACUUUUGAAUCAGUGUUUGACCAACUCAAAUAAAACUGAUAAAGCUAGUAAAUUGACCCUGCUUCCUUAUGUGAAUCAAAAGACUAUGCCUUGUAACAUUUCUUGUAAAUACUGUAUUUACCAAAUGCACUGUACUAAUACUGUAACAUCUACAUUAUAUUUUUAAAUAGAUAAAUACCUGUUUCAAUGGAAAUGUAUUACCGUGUCCUUCAGAUCAAUCAUCCAAUUUUAAACUAUAUUUAUUUAUUGGUUAAUUGACUUAUUUUUAUAUACUGCUAGUAUGUUUUUAUAUAAAUUUAUGCUGUUAACUGGGUCAUACCUUUUAAUGAACAGCCACCUGAGCACAAAGCGCACAGUAGUAUAUUUUCCUGGUGUCCGUCUUCUGCUGUGUAAAACCCUCAAGAGGUCAUUAUUUUUUGCCAGAUCUUAAUGAAACUUGAUCAGAGUGUUUCUCUUAUUAAUAUCUACGAAGACUUAGAUACUGAGUCAAUUUAGGUAAACAUUAAGGCCAUUAGGUCUAAUAAUAAAAUUAUCUCGUUUCGAAAUCUAUGUCACUAGGUCAGAUAAUGGAAUAAGAGAGUCAUGAUGGCCCAAGAUCACUCACCUGGGUUUCACAUAAAGUAUAAUAUUUGUUUUAAUUAAUUCUAUGCCAACUGCAAAAACUGCGUAUUAUGAGAUCAGUAACUAGAUCACUAUACCAAACCAUUAGAAAAAGCAUGUUUAUAACAAAUUAUUAAGAUUGUUCGCGUUAUUUGAUUUGUUCAACUAUAUCGUCUCUAGAGAGUUUAAAGAGUUUUUUCUUUGAAUUGACCAAGAAGAGCUCGUUAAAAACUUGGCCUAGACGAUAAAAAGACACAUAUGCUGAACGUAUUUCAUGUAGAUCAAAUGGAAAAUAUAGCAUCCAGUUUCAAACAUUAUCUAGAUUUAAUAAAUCCAAGUUUUAUAAAGAAAUUUUACUUGUUAAGUGUUAAAAAGGUUUUUCUGUGAUUUGAUCUUGUGACCUAGUUUUAAUCCAAGAAGACCCAGUGUCAAAUUUGACCUAUAUUGCAUCCAAAAAUAUUUCAUGUAAAUCUGGUCGAAAGUGUGACUUCUAGUGUGUGUCUACCUAGGUUCCAUCAUGUACCCUCUGGAGUGUUAACAAUGUUUUAUAGAGAUAUAUACCUUUUGACCUCAGAUGACCAGUUCCAUAACUCUUAUUUCCUUAGCCUGCUGGCGGCAAGUUAUUCAGCCUUUGCACAUUCAUUCCAUAACUUUUAUUUCCUUAGCCUGCUGGCGGCAAGUUAUUCAGCCUUUGCACAUUCGUGCAGUCUGAUCAUGGUCUGCACUGUUCCCUAUUCAGUCAGUAAAUUUUCAGUGAACACCCCUUCGAAUAUUAAAUAGGAUUGCCCAAAGCGAAUGAUGGACCAGUCCAUUUUAGAAAUUUAGCAGGGUAAGGGUUAAGGAAUGUGGUCAAAAAUUUACACUGACAAUUGUAUAUAUUCAGUUUAAAUUCAUUACAAACGCAUUUUUGUAAAAUUAUUAUUUAGCUUCCUUUUGCCCAUUUUGGUUGCUUGAAGAUUGUUUGAAAUAAAUGAAUUACAGAGCUACAUGCAAUUUUUAGCUUGGCUUUUCAAAGAAUAGGUAGGGCUUUUGGACUCAUUCGUGCAUCUGCAUCCAGAUUUGGAUUAGUUUUUGUAUGUAAGCUGGUAUCUCAGUAACCACUAGAGGGAAUGGAUUGAAACUUCACACACUUAUUCACUGAGAUAAACUGACCAAAAUGCAUAGGUUCCAUAACUCUAAUUUCCUUUUUUACAAAAUUAUGCCCAUUUUAAAUUUUUGACUUAGCAAUUUUUGGUUAAGUUUUUACAUGUAAGCUGGUAUCUCAGAACCCACAAAUGGUAAUGGAUUGAAACUUCACCCACUUGUUCACUGUGAUGAUCUGACAUGUAGUAUACAGGUUCCAUAACUCUACUUUGCAUUUUUAUAAAGUUAUAUGCCAUUUUCGACUUAGCAUUUUUUGGUCAAGUUUUUGUAUGUAAACUGGUAUCUCAGUACCAAACCUUCACGCAGGAAGAUUGUCAAACAAUCAUGUCUGCCUCCAAGCAAAUCACAUAAAUCCAUGUGAUCCUAAAAUGGUGACAUACUUGGCAACGCCUGGUAAAUCAAAUGCUUGCCAUAAUCUACAGGCAAAUUGACAUUUAUGUCACAACCUUUAAGAACAUAAUGAAAGUAUUCUUUGUAUCUAUAUUUUCCAGUAUGCUGAAUUCUUCAAAUGUUCACAUACUGUCAAAUAAUUGCAUUGUUUACAUUUUAGCAGAUGCACGUCUCAAUACUAGAAAAAGAAGUAAUUUUAGUAUUACUGCAUUAUUUUUUCAGUUUUUUGCUCGUUUUACCAGCAGAAAAUAUAAUAUUUAACUAUUGAGGUACAUACUUUGUACAACAAAAUUAAAAAAUAUAUAUAUAACUCAGUUUAUAUACCUGCAGCCAGUUGUAUAAACAAUGGUUAAAAUAUACAACGGUAAAAUUAUAACCGCGGUAUAUAUCGUGAUUAGAUAACCACUGAUUAUUUUCUCUUGUAUAAACCAGUUUAACCGCACGGUAACCUAACCACGUAAAAUAUCAAUUUAACCGCAGUAAAUUUUCCAAUAAUGCACUGCGCGCAUAACCGGCCUUCCAUACAGUUCUCUGAACAAGGCACUUUUAUGAUGUCAUCAGUAUAAUGAUGACAUCAAUACACGUGUGUACAGUACAUAUUGUGUUUUACCAAUUUCAAGGUUAUUAAACUGCUGCAAAAUGUUUAUAUUUUUCACAAAGUAGUGUAACUAUUCAGGAUUAUAUUGUAUUUCUUAAGGAUGUAUGACCAAAUUGUUUCUACAGUCACUGCGCAUCUAGAGAGAUAUUUAGAAGAAAAAAAAUUUAAAAACUGGUGAAUUUUGACAUUUUAGUUCUUUUUCUUUUAAUUCAUACUUCCUAGAUAAUAUGAACUGCUACGUUGAAAACUUUUAUUUCUAUUAUAGCUUAUCAUAUUGUCAGAAAAAAUAUCCGAACUAAACCUUAUCUACUUAAAUAAAUAUUUGAAAUGACUGACCCUUACCCCUUUGUGCAUCUUACAUUAGAUUAGGGCAAAUGCCGGCCAAAAAUAAGGGUGAUUUUUUUCGCAAUAAGUAGAAUCUGUUUGGUUAAGCGGUAUAUUGUUAGCCAUAUUUUGAUAAUAUAGCAUUUAUUUUUGACAUAAAUUUUGUUAGGAAGAAAUAUUCAAAGAAACAUUUUUUUUUCAAAAUGACGAAUAUCCUGAAAAAUAGUGUACAUCCUUUAUCAAAUACAUGUACUUUGAUAGCAAAAGUCAGGAAGCGUAUGUUUUGGUUUUCCAUUUUCAUCCGAUUUAUUUUGUAAAGAAAGUAUUUACUUUUAUUUACUGUAAGAAAACACAAUUUAUCCUAUUGUAU